UGGUGCCGCCGCCCUGGGCGCUGGGCGUGGGGCCGCCCUCGGGGACCCCCGGACGCAGCUCGCGCUCCCCCCCGCCGCCGCCUCCCCUCCUUCGGGCAGCGGACUGGCCUGCCCGAACCACUGGGCCCCCAGAUCCUCGCGGAGGGCAGGAGCGCCCAGUGGGCCCGGGUCGCGCCCCGCGCUCCGCCCCGGGCACCCGCUCCCGCCCCGCGCGCCCCUCCCCUGCACCGCCUUCCCCGCCUCUCCCAGGCGGCCGAGGGGCCGGGCCGGGCCGGGCCGGGGGAGGUGCCGAGCCGGGAGUGCGCGCUCGCCCGCUGCGCUGGGCGGCCCGAUCGAGCUGCCGGUCCUCGAGCCUCGCGCGCCCGGCGCUGCCGCCGGCUUUUGUUGUCUCCGCCUCUUCGGCCGCCGCCGCUUGCGGACCACGAGCCGCGCGCCGGGACCUUGGCUCUGCCCUUCGCGGGCGGGGGCUGCGCGGGCCCCACGGUACCCGAGAGAGGCGCGGCGGGCGACCGGCAGCGCCUCGGCCCCACCAUGGAGCUCCGGACCGGCGGCUGGUGGCUGCUGUGCGCGGCCGCCGCACUGGCCUCCUGCGCCCACGGGGACCCUGCCAGCAAGAGCCGGAGCUGCAGCGAAGUCCGGCAGAUCUACGGCGCCAAGGGCUUCAGCCUCAGCGACGUGCCCCAGGCGGAGAUCUCCGGUGAGCACCUGCGGAUCUGCCCCCAGGGCCACACCUGCUGCACCAGCGCGAUGGAGGAGAACCUGGCCAACCGCAGCCGGGCGGAGCUGGAGACGGCCCUCCUGGACAGCAGCCGCGCCCUGCAGGCCGCGCUGGCCGCCCAGCUCCGGGGCUUCGACGACCACUUCCAGCGCCUGCUGAACGACUCAGAGCGGGCGCUGCAGGACGCCUUCCCCGGCGCCUUCGGGGAGCUGUACGCGCAGAACGCCAGGGCCUUCCGGGAGCUGUACGCAGAGCUGCGCCUCUACUACCGCGGGGCCAGCCUGCACCUGGAGGAGACGCUGGCCGAGUUCUGGGCCCGGCUGCUGGAGCGCCUCUUCCGGCAGCUGCACCCGCAGCUGCUGCUGCCCGACGACUACCUGGACUGCCUGGGCAAGCGGGCCGAGCCGCUGCGGCCCUUCGGGGACGCCCCGCACGAGCUGCGCCUGCGCGCCACCCGCGCCUUCGUGGCCGCCCGCACCUUCGUGCAGGGCCUGGGCCUGGCCGCCGACGUGGUCCGGAAGGUGGCCCAGGUGCCCCUGGGCCCCGAGUGCUGGCGGGCCGUCAUGAAGCUGCUGUACUGCGCGCACUGCCUGGGCGUGCCCGGCGCCCGGCCCUGCCCCGACUACUGCCGCAACGUGCUCAAGGGCUGCCUGGCCAACCAGGCCGACCUGGACGCCGAGUGGAGGAACCUCCUGGACUCCAUGGUGCUCAUCACCGACAAGUUCUGGGGCCCCGCGGGCGCGGAGAGUGUCAUCGGCAGCGUGCACCUGUGGCUGGCGGAGGCCAUCAACGCCCUCCAGGACAACCGCGACACGCUCACGGCCAAGGUCAUCCAGGGUUGCGGGAACCCCAAGGUGAACCCCCACGGCACCGGGCCCGAGGAGAAGCGGCCGCGGGGCAAGCUGGUGCUGCAGAAGCCGCCCGCAGGUGGGCUGGAGAAGCUGGUGUCGGAGGCCAAGGCCCAGCUCCGCGACGCCCAGGACUUCUGGAUCAGCCUCCCGGGGACCCUGUGCAGCGAGAAGAUGGCCAUGAGCGCCGCCAGCGACGACCGCUGCUGGAACGGGGUGGCCCGCGGCCGGUACCUCCCUGAGGUGAUGGGUGACGGCCUGGCCAACCAGAUCAACAACCCCGAGGUGGAGGUGGACAUCACCAAGCCUGACAUGACCGUCCGCCAGCAGAUCAUGCAGCUGAAGGUCAUGACCAACCGGCUGCGCAGCGCCUACAACGGCGAGGACGCCGACUUCCAGGACGCCAGCGACGACGGCAGCGGCUCGGGCAGCGGGGACGGCUGUCCCGACGACGCCUGCAGCCGGAGGGCGGACAAGAAGGGAGCCGGCUCGAGGCCCGCGCUGACCCACGCCCUCCCCGGCCCGUCGGAGCGCGAGGGCCGGAAGACCUCGGCGGCCGGCCGGCCCCGGCCCUGCGGGGCCCUCCUGCUCCUGCUCCUGCUCCUGCUCCUCACCCUGGGCCCCUCCGCGGCCCGGCCGAGGGGGCGGUAACGGCCCUCCGGCCCCGGGGACGAGGCCAAGGACUGACUUUGCCGAGUGGAGCAGAUAUUUAAUUCCCCUGGGCCCGGGGGGCCGGGGCCAGAAAGGGAGGGACAGCGUGAGACUGCUGCUCUGCGGUGCGGGGGGGCCCCCCAGGCCUGGCUUUGCCGUCACCCUGGCCCUUAAUUGUGUGUGAGGCCCUCAGGUCGGCUGGGAGCCAUGCCCCCCAAAGCCAUGUAUUUCAGGGACCUCCCGGGGGCCCCGGGUCUGUGUGGGCCCCGCCCAUGCAGGUCUGGGGGCUUCUCUCCUGGGCCCACCUCCCCCCGGCCCCCUGCCCCGCUGCCACCCAGUGCCAGGGCCCGCGUGGGGGCCGGAGCCUGUGCCUUCCCCUCCCGCUUCCUCCCGCAACAGCCGGGGCCCCGGGUUUCGGAAAGCGAGGCCCACCCCUUAGCGCCCUGAGAACCCUCAUGAGGUCGUAGGGUCUCUGCCACCCGGGACCCCGAGGGGCCUUUGAGAUGAUGCAUGAACCCUUCGCAGGCAGCCAGGCCCCCACCCUGCGACACCGGGGGCCCCCCAGAACCCCUGAGUCAGGUGGGACCCCGUCUGGACAGAUGGGCCCGGUGGACCUCGUCCUUGCCAAAGACCCACUGGGUGGGGGGGGACUCGGACGCGCCCUGAGUGGCAGCGGCCCAGCCCCCCCGCCCCCGGGCUCUGCUUGUGGUUCUCUGCAGGUGGGCUUGCUGCCCCUGACCCACCCCCCCGAAGGUGGGCGACCCCUUCGCCCCCGGGGCUGGGCCACAGCCUGCAAGGGGGCUUCCAGGUGCGGGGAGGAGCCGCCUGGCCGCUGUCCUCCCUCCCGUCCCCACGCGGGCUGGGGGCCGGGGGCCAGCUCAGGGUGCCCGGGCCAGGGCUGCCGAGGGGCGGGCGCAGCUUCAGCUCAGGGCCAGCGUGUCGCAGCACUGCAGACUGAGGGCCGCCGGCCGCGCAGGGGGCCUGCGAGUGUUGCGAAAGUUAAGGGCUUUUCCAGACGUGCAGGUGUCUCCCGACGCUCCCUGGCCUCGUGCACCAGGAGUGGUGCGCCCCGACGCUCCCUCACAGCUUCCGCAGGACACCCUUCCGGGGGCCCAGCGUCGGGGCACCCCCGUCGUGCCGGCUUGGGUGGGGGGGCUGGCACCCUGCCGGAGGGGCUCAGCGAGGAGAAGGCGGGUGCAGAGGGCCGGGGAGGCCGAGGAGGCUGAGCCCGCCGGGCAGGGCCGGUGUGCAGGCCAGCACAGGGGGCGGGGGGCCCUGCGCAGGCUGCUUAGCACUGCUCUGCUCUCCCCCAAGGGGUGGGAGGGCCGCUGGCCAGGGUCCCCGGCACACUCCUGUGCUCUGUGGACACACCCACCCCGGGUGACGCUGAUAUGUCCGGGCCCAGGGGCGGGGCCUGGACCCUCGGGGGACGACCGCCGCGUGCCAGGAUGGCGUGCUGUGUGCCACACGGGGUUGGCCCCACGGGCCCGUGCCCCGUCCCCCCCACGUGCAUCUCGGGGAGGGGUGGCGGGCCUGCCGCGUCCUGCCCCCUGGUGUCAGCGGGCGGCGUGUGUUCUUAGCGUCCUUGUAAGAAUAAAAGGCUGGAGACCUC
Messenger RNA from Phyllostomus hastatus (greater spear-nosed bat), 3829 nucleotides. RefSeq names its product glypican 1 (gene GPC1). Gene Ontology annotation, biological process: regulation of protein localization to membrane; negative regulation of fibroblast growth factor receptor signaling pathway; cell migration. The transcript has 9 exons. Gene Ontology annotation, cellular component: extracellular region; plasma membrane; cell surface. Lineage: Eukaryota; Metazoa; Chordata; Mammalia; Chiroptera; Phyllostomidae. Gene Ontology annotation, molecular function: fibroblast growth factor binding. The record is from RefSeq and is a predicted model, not a curated record. Bases 532 to 2217 code for a protein of 561 amino acids.